UAUAGAAGACGCAGCAGAAUUUCAUUUUCGUGGAGAAACAAAACGGGCACCUCUUUACGAUUGGGCGAUCAGCAGCGUGCGCGUCGCUCGCAGCCCCUCGGUCAGCACUGCUCCAGUUCUGCUGGGCCAGCACCGCGCCGGGGACUGGGUCAGGCAGGGCUGGCUCUGCUCGCCCCGCUAGUAUUGCUCCUGAUUUCGUGCCACCCGCAACGUCGCCAUCUUCACGAAAUUUGAGACCGCGUGUCGUAGAAGCGUCGCGUCCUCCCGUCUCUGUGCGCGAAACCCGCCCCCUGCACUGGCACUCCGAAACUGAAGUGGACCGCCGGGUCGGCGAGGAUGAGGGUCUCGGGAACCUGAGCCCAGGUGGGGUUGGUGGCCAAGCGGCCCGGCGUCACCAUGGUGUCCCCCGUGCGGCUGAUGCCGCGGCUGCUGCGUCACAACGACCGCUUCGGGACCGGCGCCAGGAUCACCGCGAGCUACGGCCCGGGCUUCCUCUUCAUCCUGCUCACCAGGCUCGCCCUCGUGGCCUUCCGCCCCGACAUCGUGGACCGAGAGAACCGGCCGCGGGACACGCCCCUGGCCAGGAUGCGCGCCAGCUACGACUUCAUCGUGGUGGGCGGCGGCACGGCCGGCUGCGUCCUGGCUAACAGGUUGUCGGAGAACCCUGCGUGGACGGUGCUGCUGUUGGAGGCGGGCGGCGACGAGCAGUACAUGUCGGACGUGCCGCUGGUCAUGCCCUCGCUGCCCAACUCGCCUCUGGACUGGAAGUUCAAGACGGAGCCGCAGCCCCACGCCUGCAAGGCCUUUAUCGAGUCCAGGUCGUCGUGGCCGCGCGGGAAGGUCCUGGGCGGCUGCAGCACCAUCAACGGCAUGCUCUACAUCCGCGGCAACCGGCGCGACUACGACGGCUGGCGUGACCAGGGCUGCCCGGGCUGGGGCUACGACGACGUGCUCCCCUACUUCAAGAAGAGCGAGGACGUGCGAGUGCACGAGCUGCGCGCCUCCCCGUACCACGGCGUCGGCGGCGAGCUCAACGUCGAGCACUACAAGUACUACUCGCACAUCGCCGAGGACUUCCUCGAGGCCGGCCGGGAGCUCGGCAUCCGCGUUGGGGACGUCAACGGCGAGGUGCAGUCGGGCUUCAUGAAGUCGCACGGCACGCUGCGGCAGGGCCUCCGCUGCUCGGCGUCAAAGGCGUUCCUCCGGCCGGCGUCCAAGCGGCCCAACCUGCACGUCAGCAUGUUCUCGGCGGUGCAGCGCAUCGUGGUGGUGGACGGCCGCGCCGCGGGGGUCAUCUUCCGGAAGGCCGGGCGGCCGCGGCUGCAGGUCGCCCUCGCCAACCGGGAGGUGCUGCUGGCCGCCGGGGCCGUGCAGUCGCCGCAGCUGCUCAUGGUGUCCGGGGUGGGGCCCGCCGCCCACCUGCGCGCCGUCGGCGUGCCCGUGGCCGUGGACUCCCCGGGCGUCGGCGGCAACCUCCAGGACCACGUGGCGCUGGGCGGGACGGCCUACCUCAUAGACUCGCCGCCCCACGCCGGGCCCAUGGGCGAGGUGUUCGUGCUGCCCAGGGCCGCCACGCUCAACACGCUCCUGGGCUUCAUCACGGGCUCCGGCGGGCCCAUGUACGCCUGGCCGCAAGGCGAGGUCAUGGGCUUCAUCAGCACCAAGUACGCCAACCAGUCCGACGACUGGCCCGACGUGCAGCUCUUCCUGGCCAGCUCGUCGGACGCGUCCGACGGCGGCGUCUUCAACAUGCGCAACCUGGGCGUGACGGACGAGGUGUACGCCAGCGUGUACGAGCCCAUCCUGUACCGCGAGGCCUACUCCGUGGUGCCGCUGCUGCUGCGGCCGCGCUCCCGGGGCACCGUGCGACUGCGCAGCCCGGACAUGGCCCAGCCGCCCCUCAUCGACCCCAACUACCUCGCGGACCCCAGGGACGUCGAGAUCCUGGUGGAGGGCGCCAAGGCGGGAUACCAGCUGAUGGGGACUCGCGCCAUGCGAGCGCUCAACGCCACGCUCAACCCCUUCAAGUUCCCCGCCUGUGCUCACCUUCCGCACCCUUCGGACGAGUACUGGGCGUGCCAGGCCCGGCAGUACUCCAUGACCAUCUACCAUCCGGUGGGCACGUGCAAGAUGGGCCCCGCGCACGACCCGCUGGCCGUGGUGGACCCCCGCCUGCGCGUGUAUGGGGUGGUGGGGCUGCGCGUCGUGGACGCCUCCGUCAUGCCCAACAUCCCCAGCGGCAACACCAUGGCGCCCGUCAUCAUGGUGGCCGAGAAGGCCGCCGACAUGAUCAAGCAGGACUGGAACGCGCCCUGGACGCCACCGGACACCCCGCGCCACCCCAUAUACCACGGCCGAUAUGACGCGUAGAUUAGUAGUACAAAGCAUCUAGUAUUCAACAUUUAUUUGUAAUAAGUAGUAAGGUAUCCUAAUUAUUUAUUAUCAGAAUUUUGUAUUGUAAACUAUUUAUUUUAAUGUGAUAAACAGGAAUCAGCUGACAGUCUACAGUAAAUUCAAUAAAACAAAGUGAAUCGAA
Molecule: messenger RNA, 2536 nt
Organism: Frankliniella occidentalis (western flower thrips)
Lineage: Eukaryota; Metazoa; Arthropoda; Insecta; Thysanoptera; Thripidae
Product: glucose dehydrogenase [FAD, quinone]-like
Exons: 6
Coding region: 397-2370 (657 amino acids)
Molecular function (GO): flavin adenine dinucleotide binding; oxidoreductase activity, acting on CH-OH group of donors
Source: RefSeq, a predicted model, not a curated record